This is a messenger RNA of Tetrahymena thermophila SB210, 2535 nucleotides long. RefSeq names its product cyclic nucleotide-binding domain protein. NCBI's taxonomy places the organism in Eukaryota, Ciliophora, Oligohymenophorea, Hymenostomatida, Tetrahymenidae. The record is from RefSeq and is a predicted model, not a curated record. The transcript has 5 exons.
AUGCUUGAGUAGGAAUAGGUUUUAAGAAUACAUGGAAAACAGAGUCUAUUUAUUAAGAAUUAACAUUCAGAGAGCUGGAAGAAUAUUAAAAAUAAAAAUCUUAUGAAAGAUGAAUCUUGUUGGACUGAAUCAGAAAAUAAAAUAGAAGUUAAUUCCUAAUCAAAAGAAUAAUUUUAAAAUGUAUUUGAUCAGCAAAUUGAGAACUAAGAAAUAGAUAAGCAAUAAGUUGACAUUAGUCAUGAAUUAAACAAAAGAAAUUGUAGAUUAUCACAAAAUAAUCCAAUAUUUUCAUAAUAGUCAAGACAUAUGAGUAGGCUUUAUUAUAAUGCUAAUAACAUUAAUGAUGAACUAAGUUAAAGGAGUGAUAAUAUAGAUGCCUAAUUAUUCAAUCAGACUGCGCGAUAGCAGCAUAUUCUAGAAACAGACAGUUAAUUCUAUUCAUACUUUAAAAAAAACUAGCAAUAGAUAAAUUAAAACAAUGAAUAGCUUUAAUUAUUAAAGAAGAAUUUAAUUUUUAUGACUAAACUGAAAAUAAGAAUGUCUAACUUCUACAAGUUAUUAACUAACAUUACAAGAAACAGAUCUUAUCUAUUUAUAAUUGCACAUACAAUUGCUUGUCUUUGGUAUUUGCUAGGUUUAGUAGAAUUAAGAUAUUUAGGAGUAGAAAAAACUUGGUUUGAUGAGAGUAUUGGAGCAGACUUAAUUUGGUGGAAGCUCUAUCUCGCAGCUUUUUAUUGGACAUUAACAUUAAUGACAACAGGCUCAAAUGUAAGUACAACAGUGUUACAAACAUUUUAUACUUCCUUUAUCAUGCUUUUCAUUAGUAUCGCAUUCGGCUAUAUUUUAAGUGUAAUAGGUCUUAUAUUAGCAGAAAUGGCCAAAUAACAAGAAAAUCAAACAAGAGACAUUCGAACUAUCAAUGAAUAUAUGAAAUAAAGAAAUAUUUCAAAUAAUUUAAAAGCUAGAGUCAACUAAAAUUUAUUGCAUUAUUACCAAAAAAAUUUUAAGCAAUAAUAGAUUGAAAACGAUCAAGUACUUUGUAGGAUAUCUGGUGAAUUAAAGGAUUCUCUUCUUUCAGAAUAUAAUAUGAAAAUCCUUGAAAAAAUUUCAUUUUUAUCAAAAAAUUUUAGUGAAUAAACUAUGUAUUAAAUUUCUCUGUGCUUAAAGGAAGAAUAUUAUUUCCCUAAUUAAAUCAUACAAUUUGAAAAAGAUGUAUAAAAUCAGUCAUUGAUGAUUAUAAUAGAGGGUUAAGUUGAGAUUGAUUUAUAUCCAAAUUCUUAAAUUAAAUAGCAAAAUAUUAUUUAAUUACUGAAUCCUGGCGAUGUAUUUGGCUAAUUUAGCUUGUUUACUGGUUAGGCAUAAUAAUUUAGUACUAAAUCUACUGAUUUUACAAAGAUUAUGAGAUUAGAUAGAUAAGAUUUGAUAGAAAUAGUAAAGAAAAAUGAUAGUGAGUAUCAAAAAUAUUGUGAGAUAAAAGAUAAAAUUCUUUUUAAAAACGGAUAUUAAAAUGUUGAUUUAAAAUGCUUAGUUUGUAAUAGCUCUACUCAUUUAUUUCAAAAUUGCACUAACAUAAGUUUAAAUAAGAAAGGAAUACUGAUUAAGAUAAAGAUUUUAGAAUCAGAUAAACAGAAAAGAUAAAAAUUUAAUAGAAAAUAGAGCCAUACUUCAACACCUUUGAUACUUGUUAAAUAUUAAACAUCUUUAUCAAAGCGUCUUUAAUAAUAAUUAGAGUUUGAAAAAUAGUUUUCAGGUUAAUCUUAAUCAGAAAAUUCCUCAUCAGAUUCCUCUUAAGAAAAUUAAUAAGAAGAUAUGGUUAGUUUACUUUAGAAUACGUUAAAAAGAUAAAGUGAAACAUUUAAGAUUGAAUCAGAUUUAAAUACUUAGUAAUUUAUUGAUAAACUCAAUAGUUAUAGAAGAAAUUCAUAAUUUAUUAAAUUUAACACGCAAGAUUUAGAAGAAAUAAUAUUGUAGGCAGAUUCUAAAAAAGUUUUAAAGAUAGAAAGAGAAGAAAACAAAGAAACUAGCAGCAGUAAUAUUGAAAACAACAUCUAAGAACAUGACAAUAUUCAUAGCAUAGUAAUUGAAAAUAAUAAUCAAGAGCUUCAGUAGCAAGGUAUUAUAUCAAAAAAUAAAAAGACUACUUUCCAUAUAAGCAAUUACACUGACUAACAAAAAUAAAAAAUUGUGAAAAAGCUGCUUGGAACUUUAGAAUCUUCAUAAAGAUAUGCUAGAUAGGCUUCAUCUGAAAAAAGAAGAUAAGGAAUUCAUGACAUUUUGGUAAAUAUAAUUGAAAAAAAUGAAUAAUCUCAUCCUACUAAUAAUUUUGCAAAAGCGAAUAAUUAAGAAGUUCUAUAGUAAGCUUAGGAAUUUAGUGAUUGGACAUUUGAUUGCCAAAAAGAUUAUGAAUUUUAUUUCUCUUACUCUAAUUUUAAAUAAGUGUUAACAAAGUUUUAGAAAUUUUAAUUGAGGAAAGCAAAAUAAUAACGAAGAUAAAUAAAGGAAUUUAUCAAAGAAAAAACUAAAAAUGUAAAGUGA